Messenger RNA from Mugil cephalus (flathead mullet), 1960 nucleotides. RefSeq names its product integral membrane protein 2Ca (gene itm2ca). Gene Ontology annotation, biological process: negative regulation of amyloid precursor protein biosynthetic process. The coding region runs from base 180 to 959 and encodes 259 amino acids. The record is from RefSeq and is a predicted model, not a curated record. The transcript is spliced from 6 exons. Gene Ontology annotation, molecular function: amyloid-beta binding. Lineage: Eukaryota; Metazoa; Chordata; Actinopteri; Mugiliformes; Mugilidae. Gene Ontology annotation, cellular component: extracellular exosome; Golgi apparatus; plasma membrane.
ACAGCACACUUCCGGUACAUAGAGACAAAAACAGAGCAGCAGCAUCGCGGUGGGAGCAGAGAGGAGGGCGACCCGUCGACGACGAGCCGUGGGGAUUAGUGUGAGGAAGGUGGUCCAGCUAGCUACAACACAGAGGUGAAGACACCUGCAGACGGACGCACGGACGCCCGCCCCGAGCCAUGGUGAAGAUCAGCUUCCAGUCUGUCGCGGGACAGAAAGUGGAGAAGGAGAAUGACGGCGACAAGACCGAGAUCCUCAUCCCUCAUCCGAUGGAUGAAGAUGAGCUGGUCCUGCCUCUGAGGCCUAAGAAGUCUCCCCUCAAUGGCCUUUGCUGCCUGACGUUUGGCCUGGUAGUCUUCAUGGCUGGCCUCGUCCUGGCCUCCAUCUAUGUCUACCGCUACUACUUCAUACCUCAUAUCCCAGAGGAGAACCUGUUUCACUGCAGGGUGCUUUACGAAGACUCGGCCUAUGCCCCUCUGCGUGGGCGCCAGGAGCUGGAGGAGAACGUUGGCAUCUACCUGGCUGACAACUACGAGAAGAUCACUGUGCCCGUGCCUCACUUUGGAGGCAGCGACCCUGCCGACAUAAUCCACGACUUCCACAGGGGACUGACCGCCUACCAUGACAUUGCCCUGGACAAGUGCUACGUUAUCGAGCUCAACACCACCAUCGUGAUGCCUCCACGCAACCUCUGGGAGCUUCUUAUCAAUGUCAAGAAGGGAACGUACUUGCCUCAGACCUACAUCAUCCAUGAAGAGAUGGUGGUGACUGGCAAAGUUCACAACAUGCGUCAGCUGGGACCUUUCAUCUACCGCCUGUGCAACGGGAAGGACACGUACCGCCUGAACCGCCGCGUCACCCGCAGGCGCAUCAACAGGCGCGAGACGAAAGACUGCCACCACAUCCGCCACUUUGAGAAUACAUUUGUGGUGGACACGGUUAUCUGCGAUGAAGCGUGAACGCCGCCGUCGCCGUCCCUGAGAUCCCACCCACCCAAAGGCACAUCUCCAGUCACUACCCCAGCCACUGUAGCACCCUCCUGUCGACCUGAUCGUGUCUGAGUUGCACUUUACUUGUGAUUUUUUGUUCGGUGAAAAGAGAUUUGUUUGUUAUUCGUUCAUUUUUAUUUAAUCCCUGCCUGUUGUUUUUUUUCUGUUUCCCAUAGGUAAUAUUUACUCUGACAUGUGAUGCAAUACUAAGCUGUCGGUUCUAUCACAGGAUUUUCCAUGUAGCAAAGUCCUUAAGCCAGUAAUAAUUUAUCAUUUCAAGACCUCUCCACUCGGGGAUUUGUAUGAUGGUUACUGUCGUUGGGGGAUAUGAGUGUCUCCAUGUGUUGUCAAGGUGACUGUACUUUGUUUUGUUUUUUUCUCCUGCCCUGGGGGUUACUUUAUGUUUGCUCUGCUAACAGUCAUCUCUGCAAAGCAUGAAGGCUUGUUUUCCUGAGCAAAUCCUUCUGGAUUUCUUUUUUGUCUUCUCAUGUUCUCUGUAAUGUAAACAUGUAACUGCUGAUGAUGAGUAGCUUGCCUUGCAUAUUUAUCUUCUUGCUUGCCUCUUGCUUCCUCGCUCCACUUUCUGCCUUUUCAUCUCAAGCAUCAUCACACACCAGAAGGUAGAGAAGAGAAGGGUACAUUUGGCAGUAGGCUGCAUUCCUCUGACCAUUUCAUUGAAAUGCGUGAACACUGAUUCUCAUUUCUCUUUUGUGUUUCUAUCGCCCAUUGCAUUUAUUACUCAGUUUUACAGUAAUCUUUCUUUCCCCUUGCAUGUGCAUAUACGAGAAAAAGAGCACUCUUAGAAUGUUUUGUAAAACAACGUUUAAUGCCUUAGUCCAGAGUCAGACACUGGACUAAAGUCAGUACCACUGAACGGGAGCACAUUAUAUGUUAGCUAAACAAAACCAACUUUGAACUGUAUAUUUUGUCUGCUAAUGAAAUCUUGUCUGUGAAUAAAAUGGUAAAAAUUA